Molecule: messenger RNA, 3743 nt
Organism: Trichomycterus rosablanca
Lineage: Eukaryota; Metazoa; Chordata; Actinopteri; Siluriformes; Trichomycteridae
Product: WAS/WASL-interacting protein family member 2-like
Molecular function (GO): actin binding
Source: RefSeq, a predicted model, not a curated record
ACCGCGCAUGCGCAAUUCUGAGUAGAGAGCAUGCAGAGCAGCGAGUGUUUAUAUUAUAAAGAGUAAAAAUGUACACACACUGAUCUACGCUGCAGGAUGUCGGUUCCUCCUCCUCCUACCUUUAACCAGGAAAACGUGACGCCCCCCAAGCUGAGCCGGGAUGAGGUGAAGGGUAGAAGCGUUGGAGCGUUACUCUCUGAUAUCUGUAAGGGAGCUAAAUUGAAGAAGGUGGCGGUGGUGAAUGAUCGUAGCGCCCCCAUGAUUGAGAAGCGCAAAGAAGGCGGAGCAAACAGUGGAGGUGGAACCAGUUCUGUGGGUGGAGCCAACAGCGGGUGUGUGCCUACAGCAGCUCAGCAACCAAUGAGUGGCUUGUUUCAGGCAGGAGUUCCUAAACUGCGCCCUGUUGGAGACACAUCGAUGGGACGAACUUCACUCCAGGCCCCCCCCUCUCGGCCCACCGCUCCUCGACCUCCUAGUUGCCCUGACAACAGCAAGAGUCUUGUUCACCAAGCAUCUCCUUCUCCUACACCUCCUUCUGCUGGUCGCCGUGCCAACGCUCCACCCACUCCUUCUCAGAAAAGUGCCACGCCCACCUAUAAUCGUGACAAGCCCCUCCCACCAACUCCAGCCCCUCCUUCUCCAGCUAGUGUUCGCUCCUCUUCCUCCUCAUCUUCGUCGUUAGCCCCGCCCCCUCCUCCGCCGUAUCGGCAGCAGGUUUCGGCGUCUAACGGUUCGUCCAGUCCGGUUAACGAGCUCGCCCCCGAAUUACCUCAGAGACACAACUCGCUCAGCAAGAAGCCCACCCCCCGAGCACACGCUCCACCUCCUCCACCCCCGAGCCCCUCUACUGCCCCGCCUGGAUCCCGUCCACCCCCUCCGGUACGAGAGCCGCCCGGGAGAGGAGCAGCUCCUCCCGUACCUGUGCAGAGUGCACGCACCAGCAACCGUGAAGCUCCGCCCCCUCCACCUUAUCGCACGCACUCCGACGCCCCCAGCAGAGGAAAACCCCCACCUCCGCCCUCCCGCUCCCCGGCUACGGCCCCUCCUCCUCCCCCGCCCACUCGCAAUGGUCACGCCCACAACACCCACAGUUCCCGCUGCUUCGCAGAUGAUUUUGAGUCGAAAUAUUCGUUUCACCCCCUGGAUGAUUUUCCUCCUCCGGACGAGUACAGACACGUGACCAAAAUAUAUCCUAGUAAAGUCAACCGAAUGGUUAGAGGAGCUCCUCCACUUCCUCCUGUUUGCCGAUGAAUACUGUGACCACAUGGGAGCACUGACAGCGCCCCCUACAUUACAUACUACACAGUACACACACGUUACACACACACACACACACACACAUUGCACCUUAUUUACACUUUUCUUCUCCGAGCAACAUUCCAUUCAUCAUGUAGUGAAACUUCUUGAGUGGGUUUGUGUUUCACCUCCUGGAACAUUUAGGUUCUUCUCAUCAGGUUUCAGUCUGAUAGAACUGAGUCCGUCUGUGCCAUGAUUAGAUUCUCCUGAGUGAAGCUUCAGUCACGCCUGGUUUUACGCUGAUAAAUUUCACAUCAGCAAAUGCCAACAGAAUGAAAAUUAUUCAGAGAAACAAGUUACAUUUUGUCGAGCCACAAAUCGGUGAAUCAAAGCUAAUACACUCGAUCAGAAAAUCAGCUCAGUAUCGUCUGUAAUUAAAGAUCAGGUAACGGUUCGAGAUAAAACAAAUCAUACAGUUAUUUCACCUGCAGCCAUGAAACAACCAACCUUCUCUAACACUUAUUAUAAAUAAACACUAAAACUACCCAGAUAUUAAAAGCAAAAUAUUAUAUACAAUAAAUUACACACGUAACUUUUAGAAGUUAAAUGGAGGUGGAGUUAUUUGUGGCUGGGAAGCUGUAGCCUAGUGGUUAAGGUACUGGAUUAGUAAUCAAAAGUUUGCCGGUUCAAGGCCCCACCACUGCCAGGUUGCCACUGUUGGGCCCUUGAGCAAGGCCCUUAAUUGCUUAGAUUGUAUACUGUCACAACUGUAAGUUGCUUCGGAUAAAAGCAUCUGCAAAAUGCCAAAAAUGUUAUUUUGCUGGCCUGCAGUUUUACUGUCGUUUUUUGGAAGUUCAGUCCAGUCGUCAAUACUGAGAGUUUAUUUCAAUAAAUCUUGAUUAUCAUAAUUAAUAAAACAUCAUUAAAUUCCUGUUCUGAAUUGCUGCACUGUGAAUAUUAAUGAAAGCAGAGGGACGUCAUUACAGACUGAAACUGUUUGAUUGAUGUAGGUGGAUCGUUUAUAUUCCGUUCUGAUAUUUUACCCCUCAUGUUAAGUGCCAGUGGAAGCAGGUGAUUUUAUUCUAUGAUGUUUAAUGAUGAUAAAAGAUGAAUUUAAAGCAAGAAUUUAUUCAGGUAAUGUUGCUUUAUUUAAGCCUGAGAGAAAAUUCCAGCAUGUCCUUGUCUUCCAUACAUCACACUUCAUAAAAGAUUUCACAUCGACGUUUUCUACAUUUCCACAACAACUGACAGAAACACGUAACAUGUAAUAACACUGCUCACAUUUAAUCCUAAUUAGAAUGAUAAAGCAUGGCUGAAGAGGUUUAGUUUGGAAUGCAUGUGAAAAGCGCUGGAUUUGUAUUUCUCUCUAAAUGCUAAAUGUACCCAGUUCAUUUCCUGUAAAAAGAAUUAAAAACCUUUGGCCUCAUGUGAGGAUGGUGUAACAUGUUAUUUGUGCACCGGUACAACUGAUGCUCACAAUAUAAAAUCGUUGCUACUGCAGUUUUGUUAGGAAAUGAACUCUGUAUUAUCGCUUUGCUAGUAAGAUCAUUGUCACAGCUGGAACAAUGUAGUGGAACAAAUGUACAGAUGUGAACUUUCCAGGGCGGGUGGUUUUAUUUUACUGUGUUAUAUUACUGAAAUGAUGUUUAUUACUAUCAUUAUUGAUAUUGAUUAUGUGAUAACUCUGGUAUCUUGGUAGUUCGCCUGCUCAAAUACAUUUAAAGUGUGAAAAGAAAUCCCAGCCAAGCAUGUGCUGAUAUAAAAAUGUAUAUCAUGGUUUACAUGUUGUAAUGAAGCCGUCCUCAUUAGCAUUUAGCAUUUUUGUACAAGCUGAAAAAAAUUAUAACGCUGGACUUAAACAUAGCAAAGCUUUUUGUACUGAACUCUGAACUUAACUAACCCUAGAUAUCAAUUACAGAUGCAGCCCAACAGGUUAUAAUUAUAUUGGUCCAUGCCUGCUAGUGCCUGCUUUUUUAUUUCUGCCCUACAUGUGACAAUAUUGGGCCGAAUAUAAUCCAGUCCUGAUUAUUGAAUAUUAUGUUGAUUUAUAGAGAAGAUUUUCUUGUCAACACAGUGAAUAAAGUCUGGCUCAUCUAUACUGGUCAUUAUAAUAGAUAAAUAAUGAGACCAGUAAAUAAAGGCAAUACGUUUUUAAAGACCUAGAAUGUGAUAGUUAUAAUACAGAUCAUGUUCUGUCCUAUUAGCGCCACCUGCUGCUGUGAAGGCGUAAUGAAUGUAUCAGUGAUGUCUGUGAUUAUAAUAAAUAAAAGGUUUAAAUUUGAUUCAGUACAUGCGUGUCCGUCCACAUGUUAUAGAUGUUCCUAAGAAGUCAAAAGCAAAUAGAUGUGAUUUGUGGAAAAUUCACAUUAGAAUAAAGAAAUAAAAACCUUUUUGAAACUGUAGAAAUUAAGUUUAAAUCAGAAUUCAAAUAGAAUUCUGUAAUAUGGAAAAGCAAAUGUGAAUGAACCGAAUCUUUCAUUAUGUCCCAAUAAAUAUGACUAAAGAUU